This is a messenger RNA of Trichomonas vaginalis G3, 1797 nucleotides long. RefSeq names its product ATP-dependent RNA helicase DBP3 family. Gene Ontology annotation, cellular component: cytoplasm; nucleus; ribonucleoprotein complex. Bases 1 to 1797 code for a protein of 598 amino acids. The transcript has a single exon. Gene Ontology annotation, molecular function: RNA binding; ATP binding; RNA helicase activity. NCBI's taxonomy places the organism in Eukaryota, Parabasalia, Trichomonadida, Trichomonadidae. The record is from RefSeq and is a predicted model, not a curated record.
AUGUCCAACAACUGGAACAAUUCCGGAGAGUAUAAGAAUCGUUUCGAUAGCGGAGGUGAAGACAAUGACGAUGGUCGUCGUUAUGGCAGUGGUGGUGGCCGCGGCAUGUCUCAUUCACGCUCAUUUGCUUAUGAACGCCGUGGCGGACGCGAUGAAGGCCGCUUUGGCUAUCGUGAUGGACCUAGAUUUGGUCGUGGGCGUGGCGGACGUGGUCGUCACGAUCGUUCUCCUUCUCCACCAACAAGAACUGCUGAAUGCGUCCCAGUUAAACUCAACCAAGACUUUACUCCAUCAUCAACAAAGGACGAACAAGUUCAAUUUCUCAAAUCUAACGCAAUUAAGUUACUCGCUUCUGAUGUUCCUUCUCCAGCUUUAACUUUCGAAGAACUUAAUCUUCCAGACACAAUUACAAAGACAAUUACAGACAACAAGUGGGAAAAGCCAACCCCAAUUCAAUCUGUCUCAAUUCCUGUCGCAUUAAAAGGACAUGAUCUUAUUGGUAUUGCUAAGACAGGUUCCGGCAAGACAGCAGCUUUCCUCAUCCCUGCCAUGGUCCACAUUGGUCUCCAGGAGCCAAUGUACCGUGGAGAUGGUCCAAUUGUUCUUGUUCUCUCUCCAACAAGAGAACUUGCUCAACAGAUUGCAGAAGUUGCCAAGGGAUUCUGCGACAACCUCAUGAUCAGACAGACAUGUCUUUUCGGAGGUGCUGGACGUGGUCCACAGGCAAAUGACCUUCGUCACCUUCCUUCUCUCGUUGUUGCUACGCCAGGUCGUUUAAUCGACUUCAUUGAAGGUGGCCAGUGCCCGAUGAACCGUGUAAACUUCCUUGUCCUCGAUGAAGCUGAUCAAAUGCUUGAUAUGGGCUUUGAGCCACAGAUCAGGAAGAUUAUUGGUCAUAUCAGCAAGGACCGUCAGACAAUGAUGUUCUCUGCCACAUGGCCAAAGGAAAUUCAGCAACUCGCCGCUGAUUUCCUUGUAGAUCCAGUUCACAUGAUCAUUGGCAACAAAGAUCUCACGACAAACAGCAACAUCAAGCAGGUCAUUACCAAAUGCGAGGAGUUCGAGAAGCUCUCCAAAUGCUUAGAAGUACUUAAUGAACACAAAGACGACAAAAUCAUCAUUUUCACAAAGACAAAGCGUACUACAGACGAUUUACAAGAGAACCUCAACAUGAAGGGAUUCCAAGCUUACUCCCUUCAUGGCGACAAAGCGCAGAACCAGAGAGAUUUCGUUCUUGGCAAAUUCAGAUCAUGCAAGAAAGGAAUCCUCGUGGCUACAGAUGUCGCUGCAAGAGGUCUCGAUGUUAACGAUAUCGAUAUUGUUAUUAACUACGAUUUCCCAGGUGAUAUCGAAACAUACGUUCACAGAAUUGGCCGUACAGCAAGAGGUAACAAGGAAGGCCUCGCAGUUACUUUCUUUACAGACGAAAACAAGAACAUGUCCAGAAAACUCGCAAAGAUUAUGACACAGGCCAAACAAGAACUUCCUGACUGGCUAAAGGCACUCGCAGACGUUACUCCAAAGGGUGCUUGGAAGGAAGGUUACGGUUCUAGAUUCGCUGGACGCGGUGGCUACGGCCGUGGCGGCUACGGAGGUUAUGGCCGUGGUGGCGGCGGUUACGGUGGUGACCGCGGUGGCUACGGCGGAGACCGUGGAAACUUCGGAGAUAGAAGAGGCGGAUACGGUGGCGGCCAAGGCGGAUACGGAGGCAACCAGGGUGGCUACGGUGGUGGAUAUGGAAACCGUGGCGGAUUCGGUGGUGAUAGAGCUGGAUAUAAUGGACCACGCAACUAUUAA